Drosophila ananassae is the source of this 7541-nucleotide messenger RNA. RefSeq lists its product as uncharacterized. The record is from RefSeq and is a predicted model, not a curated record. The coding region runs from base 1328 to 4606 and encodes 1092 amino acids. NCBI's taxonomy places the organism in Eukaryota, Metazoa, Arthropoda, Insecta, Diptera, Drosophilidae. The transcript has 15 exons.
CUCUAUGGCUGUUGCAAGCCAAAUCGAACUCGAACAUCGAACUGUGCGGACGUAUCCGCGUAUCGCGUAGAUACACAUCCCAUAGAUACAAGAUACAAUUUCCCUAGCUCGUAGGUGGUGUGUAUUGCAGCAGAAGCGGAGGUUUUCUCUGCUGCGCCGAGCCCUCUGCCGCUGCCCAUAUACCAUAUAUUCCCAUUCCCGUCCGUGUGAGAGCGACGAAUUUGAAUUUGAAAAAUUCAAUAAAACAAAGAACAGUGAAAAUCGGUUCGAAGUACGCUAUUCAAAUUGCAUCCAGCGAGUUCAAGGCUUUUCCCUUGGAGAACGAAGACCAAAGAACGAAAACUGCGUGAACAUUUUUUGGUGUACACCUUGAAAAUCGAUGUUAGUGUGUGUUGAAGUGUAUCUGCGAGGUCCAAGCCCCGCUUGACUAGAUUUAAUUGAUAUUAAACAUAUAUAUGAAGUGCAAGAAAUACAACAUUGUCUAGCUGGGUGAAAAGUAUCUAAACCCCAAUUAUUCGGCAAACGCUCGGUUUAAUUCGAUUGAGGAGCCGAGAGGGGCGAUGCGAGGCUGGGAGUGGAGAGCCCACGAGAGCGACAGACGUAAUCUAGCAGUGCAAACGGUGGUGGAGCUGCUCCACCGACAACAACAACAACAACAACAAUAAUGCUGAGAAAGCAUCAGCUUUAGAGACGACAGAAGCAGUGACUUUGGCUCGGCUCGGCUGUCUCUCAGUUUUUGGCUCUUGCGCAGAAAGCUGCGAGCUCUGCGAAUUCGCCACUUCGCCGAACAGGGAGCAGUGAGCAGUGAGCAGUGAGCAGUGAGUGUGUGUUUGGAAACACCUUGCUCCAAUAUUUCAGCCACCCGCCACCCCCCGACGCCGACAACGACACCGACACCGACCGAUUAUUGCCCGAUUUUGCGAUUGCGAGUGGCACAAACGGCGAACGGCUAGCAGAUUCAGUCUCAGUUUCGGUUCGUGCGCGUUCUGCUGCUGCCCUGCAGCGGAAAAUUCGAAAAAGCCAUCCCAAUCACCCAUGGAGCACCACCAGCACUAGCUCCCAAGAAGCUCCCAAAAGGAAAAAAAAAAAAAAUAGGAGAAGGGGGAACAAAGAUUAGUAAUUUUCCAAUGCUGGUAGCUGAAUUUUUAUUUAAAACAACAAGAACUAAAACAAGAAGAACGGGAAUAACCAGGAGUCGGAGAAGAAGAAGAACCCUAGUAGCAACUUCAACAUUGUCGCCGUGACACCGACGCCAGCGUCAGCGUCAGCGCCAGCGCCAGCGACAGCUCCAACGUUGCUGCAGCGUUGCAGCAUCAUCAGCCCAGCUAUGAACUACAACUACAACAACAAAAACAACUGGAGCUCCAGGCACAACAACAACGAAAGAAUAGAACAGGACACGCAGCAACAAAUGCAGGCAGCCGUCAGGACAACGGGCACCAGCUUCAGCUCCAGCUCCAGCGCCAGCGCCAGGGCCAGCUUCAGCCACACGUCCACAACCAAGACGAGGGCAGGAACAACGUCGUUAAUCUAUUUACCGCCUUUCUGCUAUCCUUGUAAGCAUGUGCCUGCGGCCAGCACUACAAGGAGCAAGAGCAGAAGCCGGAGCAAAAGCAGAAGUCAGGAGGAGAGCUGUAGAGGAGUAAAAGGAAGCAGCUGUUGUUGUCGGCCUGGCUGGGAACACAAAAAUUAUGAUAAACAUGCUUCAGCGGCGACGUUGACACCAGCAACAUCAGCUGCAGUCGCCAAUUCAGGUCCUGCAACGGCAACAGCAACAAUGUCCUCCUGCUCCACUACCAUUGCCGCAGCAUUGGCCUCUAGGGCUGGUGAAUUCCUGCAGCCGGGAAUUCAGUUACCCGUGGCCGCAGCGGGGCAUGCCUGCACCGAUCUCCGGCAGACGUCGCAAUUAGUUAUGCCCAGUGUUGCAGAAGCGGGUGGCGUCUUGGAAUGCGGCAAGCGAUGCUGGCGACGUGAGCGAAUGCGGCGAGGCGAACGACCAAGUCAUGCGUCUGCGGCUUCGCUGGCCCAGGUAAAUCCAAUCAGCACUUUCGCAGCAACAAUGGAGGUGGCAGCAACAGAGGUGGCACCACCAGAAACAACACCAACAACAGGAGCAAGAACAACCGCGCACAAUUCGCUAACAACGACAACUACAGAUACAAAUAGAAACCUAACUACAACGGCAAGAGGCACCACUGGCGCAGUCCUGCCGCAAGAUGAGAAGAAGGAGUAUGAUGAAUGUAGGUGCUUUAACUAUAACGGUGAUAUUAGUCCGGAGCGACUUUCCGGCAUUACGUGGCUGAUGUUCUUGUGGCAGCAUCUGCUGCUGCUGCUUCUGCCGGGCAACGGCAAGGGCAACGGCAACGGAAACAACUCCCACUUCGCAAGGAAAACAGCAAGGAGCUACAGCACUGGCAGCAAUGGCAAUGCCAAUGGAAGCAGGAGCAGCAUGACGUCGACAAAAAGUUGGCUGGGACCGUUGCUAAUGCUCCUGCUGGCCACGUCCGUCAGCGGCUGGGGUCGGCAAGAUGCGCCCACAAAUUGCACGUUUCCGGCCCGAUGGGAGGGCUCCUGGUUCCUGUCCGGCUAUCAGCAAUCCAUACACAUCAAAGGCUCCCAGUUCAGCUAUCGAGGCAGGUGUGCUGCCUCCGAUGGUAACAAAUAUCUGAUUGUCGACGAGAAAGGAUGUCAUCGUUGCCUGGUUAUCUAUGAGAAGCAUAAAAAUGUGCUCCAAUAUAAAGAAAGUGAGUGCGAAGGUGAUAGUAUGUAUAUGCAUCAGUCGAACCCAUCUGCACUGGCGAUGCGUAGCUCUAAUAAACAAAGUGAUCAUAGGGGGGGAGCUCAUCCCAAUACGAACGGGCAUUCAAGACUAUCUUCAUCGGAUCAGUACAUAAUGAGAUCCAAUGACGAUAUGAAUGAUUGUCCCCCAGACUUUUGCAAGGGCCGUGAGACUUUACAGAAUCUCUGCGACCAAAUUCCGGGCGAUGCCCUGCUCUACUCGCUUUUCCGGGAGAGCGCCGAGCCGGUCAAGUGUCCGCUCAAGGGCCCCUUCAUCUUUACGUACAAUCGAGGCCACGGGGAGUGCAAGUCGCCGGUGUCCAACAUUGAGAGCUGCACCGAGGAGAGUCGCCUCCUGUUGAGCUUCCAGGCCUGUCCCGAUGUCCAGGGCACCGAGAGUACGGUGGAGGAGCUGACGUGCCUGGCGACCUGGAAGGAUGGCAACUCACGCUAUUUGGUGGGCCUCGUCUCGCACCAUCACGCCAUUUCGAACGAGGAACGCUACCGCUGUUUUGUCUACGAGAAAAUCUCCUCCCUGAUGGGCGGCCCCAGUAUGCUCAGCUCCAAGGAUGCCGAAUAUAAGCUGGCCCAAUCCGGCGACGCCACUUGCAAUGGCUUAGACAGUGCCGAGGUCGGCUCCCGUAUUAUGUCGCUGCGAAAACCGCCUGUGGCCGAGCGCUGCGACUUUCCGGCCUGGUUCAAGGGUCCGCGUCACUGGCAUGCCCUCAUGGGCAAUGCCGUCUACAAUUAUCAUUCCAACGACGGAUCCGUGCACAUUAUUAAGCCCAACGGCUAUAUGGAGACACGUGCGCUCUGCGAGCAGAUAAAUAAACAGACCUCAACCGAAAUGAUGGCCGUGGUGCACUACACAACCGGGUGCCAAUCGGGAUUCAUGUGCAUGAUGUUCUACCGCCGGGACACGUUCGUCAUCGAGAUUCAGACGGGCAAGCCGGCAAUUCGCCUGGAGGAUGCCUGUGCACCGGAUCACUUUGACAUCAACAAAAUGGCCUACAUCACCUUGUUAGCCAGCAAUCCGGAUUUGGCAAUUUGUCCCAUGGAGGGCAUCUACACUUUGCGAGGCGCCAUCGGGCCGCCGUAUCUGGCGACGCGCCACAAGCGCAAUCACAAUGGGAAAUCGCAUCUGGGCCACGGACACCAUCAUCAUGAGAGCGCCGACUCCGGCGGUUUCGGUCACAGGGGGCACAGUUCGCUGAGUUUUCGGAAUUUGGAGCGCACUGAGCGCGGUUCAUGGCAUGGCAAUACCCGAGGUCUUCAGGUCCGCAAUCGCCGCAACGCACCCAAGGAUCCGCAGGUGUUGGAGCAUCAUCAUCAGCACCAACAGCAGCAGCAGGCUUUGGUCCUUCAGAAGGUCAACAGCAGCGACACUAGUGUGGGAUUUGUGGCCACCCGAAAUCGGCGGGAUGUGCCCGCCUGUGUGCCCAAUUACAAUGCCCAGCGACAGCUUUGGGUGGGCUGCACGGCGGAAAAUCUGAUCGAUGUCAGUCCACUGUGCAGCGUAGAGGGCGAAGAGGAGUACUCCUGUCAUGGGUCUUGGAGCGAAAACAGCACCUUCUACAUCAUCGCCCGGCACAAGGGCAGCAAGCACGGCGUCUGCCUGACCUACAAACCCACGGAGGGCACUGCAGCCAAGCUGGUUGUGGGGGAUGCCUGCUACCGUGGAACCCAAAAGCCACCAGAUCAUCACCUCGUAGCCAACCUGUCUGUUUUGGGUAAAUGCGGCGAAACUGGCUUCAGUUCCGGAUCAACUCAUCUGGCCAACUGGUUGCUUUUGAUGGCGAUGGGUGCGUGGAUAAUCCUACACAGCUGAAAUAAAAACUCACCAUAGGCAAAUAAGCGUGACAGGCCAAAGCGCUACGUAUACAUCGCUAAAUCCCCGAUACCAAUACCAAAUCCAAAUCCCAUUACGAUCGACAUGUAUACAUCAACCAUCUAAGACUUAUUGUAUAUUUCGUGUAGUAUGUUUAAGGCGAAAACGAACCACUUCGCACUGGUUUGGCUGUAUAUAAUGUAUUGUUUUUUCUUUAUUAAUGAUACACACUUUUGUUUAGUUCUAAGGGCUUUAAAUAAACACAAUUUCGAUGGAUUAAGACAAAGCACAGACACACAAUAUGGAAAACGGUUUGCAAUACAGCCUUAGAUCAGCGCUAUUUGUAUUUAGGCCUAUUAAACUAGAAACUAUGCAAUGUGCAUCAAAAGCUAUUUAUUUAUAGUGCGAUUACAUAUUAAGCCGAGAAAAAAAAACAAAAACCAAGCAGAGAAAAGACAUCAGUACUAUACGAAUACAAGCUAAAAGCUUUUUCGUUUUGUUUGUUUUUUGAAAUCAUCUUGUAGUGUGUUUAAUAGCAUGUAUUUUGUAUAUCAUUUCCAAAAUGUUUCCUACACAAAGUACAUAUUAGAAGAACACAGGACGAAGGUGGCAUUUUAAACUACAUAUAUACAAAUAUGAUAAACGAAAUGUAUUUGGAAAGAAGUCUGUUUUCGCGAUGUUUUCAAAAUGUACAAACGAGCAAGUUAUGCUAUUGCGAUUGCAUUCAAAACAGCAAAUAUGUGGCAUACAUAUACAAUAUAUUUUUAUGUACAAAAAAAAGGCAAAAUCGUACAUACAUUCAAUACAUACGAGUAUAUAUAAUGGAUAACGUUUUGCAUAGGAUCGCAUUGGUUUCAUAAUACAUAAUUAAUACCUUGCAAAGUACGCAUAUAUUGUAUGAUUCAUUAUUAAUAGUUAUACAUAUACUGGCAACCAUACAACAUACAUACCUAGGACUGUAAGCAAAAAAAAACGUGAGGAAUUCGAGCAAAUUUGAUAAGUAGAGGCACACAACUUUCAUAAUCAAUCAACUAACUUCGUAAGAUGCAGAAAAUUAUAAUGAAAUUAACGAAAGGGAAAAAAUGUAAUACAUCUCACAACUCAACCAAACGAAUGAAAGACAGACGGUGUCGGAUCAGGAGCUAAGGAUGCUAAAAUAAUUAGUGUGUUUAAGACAAUUAAGCGGUGAUAUAGGUCUAGAAAUAAACAACUGUGUAAGUCUCUUAUGAUAGCACAACAGCAACAGCGACAGCGACAAAAACACCAGUUGCAACAGCAGGGUGUGAAUGAGAAUGAGGAAAUAAUGAUGAUCAAGUGUAUCCAAAGGAUUUCAAAAACUAGCAUUUUUCUCUCAUACAUAGUAGUUGAACACAAACAAACAAACAAGCAAGCAAGUAAGAAAGCAGUUUUGCCAGAAAAAUUCCAAAAUCUUAAUAUCGUUUGUCGAGUACCGAACCGAUGAACCGAUGAACCGAUUUACCGAUUAAUCAGUAGCCAGAUUAUCAGAUUAUGAGAGCGAGAUACCCCUUCAAGGCAACUAGUCAAAAUUAUGAUGCGUAACUUUGAGUUCCAUGUAAAUAGCGAAUGUGAAAGCGAAUUGAGCAACAGUACGCGGCGUCUGUAUACAUAUGUAACUAAUUGCUAGUUAGCUAAAGGAUGAAAGGAUUGUGGCAGGAGGAACGAAACGAUGACUUGGUGGGCAGGAUGCAAACGUGCGUACACAGAACAUAAGGGUUACUUUCUAAGUACUAUGUAUACAUUCAGCAAACACUUAUAAAUAUACGAAUUAUAAACGGCAGACACAUCCAAUAGGAAUACACUAAGAAAACGGGCACAUGACCCAUAAAUCCCAAAAACCGGAACCGGAAACGCCGUCGGCUAUGGCGAUGGCAAUGGCGAUGACAGAAGCUCUCCUUUAAGUGUGGCCAGACAAAUCAGUAAUCUUGAUGUACAAAAUGUACAAUGAUGUAGAGCCGCGUUGUGGAUAGCCGUGCAGCAAAUAACUUGAACAUUUUUUUAAGUGUACCUCUCUCUACAUAAGCAUUUCCAUUUGUUGUCAGCUUUUAAAACGUAAAUAUGAGCAUAUUUAAUAAUAACGAAGACAUUUUAAAAAACAAGAAAAAACCAAAAGCCACAUACAAAUCAAAUGAAUUAUCGUAUAAUACUUCAAGCCAACCGGGAAAGUUUUAAAUCCCAAUCUCCUGCCUCCAUCAGCCAGCACUGAAAUUCCGUUUGGCAACCGCUUAGCUGGUUUAUUUUGCAACUGUUAAGCUGAGACACUUUACUGACCUCCUCCCUCCACUUCCACUCAUAAUUUUCCGUUUCUGACUAACUCAACCCCAUCCUUAAACCAAACCAUCCUCCAGCCUUAGUUGUCUUCUUGUGUCAUUGUGAAAAUCUUAGCGUGUUAUUGAUGUUCCAAACGGUCUCCACAAAUGUAUUCGAAUGUUUCUAAAAACUGCUAAAAAAAAAAGUAAUUACAUAAAAAAAACGAUAACUAAAUAAAUGAAAAGAAACAUAACAAAUCCAAACCAAACAUAAAUGUGCAAACAUAUUUUUGUAAAUAGACGAAGCAACGCUUGAAUUUUUAUCCAAUUUUUGUGUAUGGCCAAUUGCAGUCGACCGACUUUUGAGCGGUGGGCAAUGGGCGGCCGAGCUCAGCUUGUGGGCGUGGCUGCCUUGCCAGAGUGUGAACGCUAAGCAUUAGAUAUAAGUGAUUUUUAUAUUCAAAGCGAUUUUAUAAAUCAUUUUAAUUGUCUAUUUUAAAAUGUGCAGCAAGCUGAAAAAAAAUAAGCCGUCAGUUUAGUUUAUGUGUGUGAAGAAAAAAUGUAUGGAAUUUUCGUCAAUAAUUGAAUGUUUCAAAUACUAUGUUCUAACCUUGUUUGGAUUUGUUUUUUAAGCUAAUAUAAAUACAAAUACAAACUAAUUAAAAAUA